Agrilus planipennis (emerald ash borer) is the source of this 1930-nucleotide messenger RNA. Its product is annotated as arrestin domain-containing protein 17. The transcript has 6 exons. Gene Ontology annotation, biological process: protein transport. Gene Ontology annotation, cellular component: cytoplasm. Lineage: Eukaryota; Metazoa; Arthropoda; Insecta; Coleoptera; Buprestidae. Bases 174 to 1382 code for a protein of 402 amino acids. The record is from RefSeq and is a predicted model, not a curated record.
UGUUGUUAUCUGUGGUUGUGUAUAACCAAUAACCUCAAUGCCUCUCUUAUGGCAUCACAUUUAUUUUUAUAAUUCCGAAAACUGUUGACUUCUCUUGUAAAUAAAUAGUCGGAUAUAAUAGGCAUUAAUAUAAGUAAUAACAGUUUUAUCCUUGUGUAGUUAAUACUGUUAAAAUGGGUUUGCGCUUAUUUGAAAUAUUUUUUGAUAAGCCACAGAAAGUCUUCUCACCUGGAGAAACUAUUUCAGGACGGGUUAAAGUAAUUUUAGACUCGCCUAAGAAAAUUAGGGGUCUAGAAUUUUGUUGCAAAGGGUUGGCUCAUACCAGUUGGUCUGAAUCUGAAACAGUUACUGGUGUAGAUGGUAAAAGAGAACAACGAAAUGUUGAGUAUAGAGGAGAUGAAGAGUAUUUUAAGAUUAAGUAUUAUUUGGUGGGAGGAAAAGAUCAAGAAAUGGAAUUGCCCCCUGGAGAACACAUUUAUCCAUUUGUGUGUGUCUUGCCUCCAGUUUUGCCUUCUUCAUUCGAAGGUUCUAAGGGUUACAUUAGAUACACUGUAAAAGCAACGUUGGAUCGUCCAUGGAAAUUUGAUCAUACUACUGAAGUUGCUAUCACUGUUAUUUCAGAACUUGAUUUAAAUGCUACUCCUCAUUUAAAAGAAACAGUUACCAUGACAUUGGAGAAGUAUUUCUGUUGUUUGUGGUGUAAGUCGGGACCUUUAUUAGUAGAAGUAUUUUUACCUUGUUCAGGGUAUGUACCAGGACAAACCAUAACCAUGAACUGUAAUGUGGAUAAUGCAUCUAAUGUUGACAUUAAUAAGAUUACAUUUACCUUGAAGCAGAAAAUUACUUUUCGAUCAGUGUUUCCUAGUAGACAUACACAUGUCAACCAAACAGAUAUUGCCUUUAAAAGUUAUAGCACUCCUAUUCCAGCCAAGGAAAACAGAAAUUUUGUUGAAGAAAUUAUAGUGCCUUCAAUACCACCCUCAAACUUGACAAAUUGUUCUCUGAUUGAUUUAGAUUAUGAAUUGAAGGUGGAAGCAAAUGUCACUGGACUUCAUUCAAACUUAACUUCAAAGAUUCCAAUAACUAUUGGAACUAUUCCACUUCAGCAAGGUUCAAAUUAUGUUGCAUCAGCUCCUUCAGGUCAUGUAGCAGUUGACAUAAACAAUCUUCCCAAAAACCUCCAAAAUCCAACAAUUGGAUGGGUAGCUCCCACAGUGGGUGAUGCCCCGGUUUAUCCUCCUCCUUAUCCCACUGCUCCUAAUGAUUUACCUCCACCGUAUCCAGCAGAUAAUUCAGGUAAUCAAUCUAACAAUUUUUCUACAGAUCCCGGUUUUAAGCCUUUAUACCCUGUCUAUACAUUUCCAAAUGCACCAAACUCGUAAAAAUGAAAAAUCAUGCUUUAACUUUUUAAACGUCGUUAGUAAUCUGAAAAAGCAUGCGGUUUUGUUACAGAAGUAUUUUGCACUCUUUAUAUUAAGCACAAUCUUUAGUGUAUCGUCGAAUAAGUAUUUUUGUAUAUUGUUUUUACUACAGAAUUUUUAAGUGCCUUGAACGUUCUAGUUUUAACGCAAAUAUGGGGGUCACUCGCGCGAAUGAUAGUUUAAUUGCAGUUUCAAAUUUCGUUGUAAAUUAUUUGCUCAAAACGAUUUAUUUUAAAUUGUCGGUUAUUAAAUAAUUUAAAUCCACAUAUACUAGUCAACAAUUUAUUUGUAGUUAAAAAAACAUGAACAAGAUCAUAUGUCUUUAUAUUAAUUGUUUGUCGAAAAAUGAAGCUUGCCUCGAAUAUACUCGAUAUGGCCUAAUUAGUAUUUGCUGCUGCUGCAAUAGGAUUGUGAUAAAAAAUGUGUAUGAGCAUAAUAAUUAUUUUAUCUAAUCUAUAUUUAAUAUUGCUUCAGUAGUAUUACAGUGUAAAUGAAUGUCUUUGUUUUUA